This is a messenger RNA of Mytilus trossulus (common blue mussel), 819 nucleotides long. Its product is annotated as short-chain collagen C4-like. The record is from RefSeq and is a predicted model, not a curated record. The transcript has 5 exons. NCBI's taxonomy places the organism in Eukaryota, Metazoa, Mollusca, Bivalvia, Mytilida, Mytilidae. Bases 103 to 819 code for a protein of 238 amino acids.
GUAUGGACCAUAAACAAUUGGGCUUUAAAAGACAAAUUCAAGACAAUUCCUUAUACAGACAGUUUGUAACUGCGACAAUUAAAAGACGUAUAAGAAGCAAACAUGUUCUUGUCAUACUUGGCAUUUAUCACAGCAACAUUAACAGUGUUUGUCCAGUGUCAUGAUUGUAAAGAUUAUGACCUAUCAGCCUCUGACCAGUCUUUGGUAGAUAUGAUGAAACAUUACCUCCAUACCUCUAGGAAAGAGGAAUGCCCUCCUGGAGUAAAGCCAUCUACAUCAGGCGUGACAUAUGUACGUUGGGGAAAGAAAGAAUGCCCGAAAGGAGUUGAUAUGGUAUAUACAGGACAAGUCGGAGGAAAUGAUUAUGCGAACAAAGGAGGAGGUGUCAAUAAUUUAUGCCUACCAAACGAUCCAGAAAAUGGCAAACCCUUGUCAGGAGCUGAUAACUCCCAGUUAUUUGGUACCGAAUAUGAGACUACGUCCAAAUUAAAGCCAUCAGGAAUGAGAGAUAUGUAUCAAAUGGAAGUACCAUGUGCAGUAUGCCAUCAAAGAAAGAAAUCGGUUCUACUAAUGAUACCAGGCAGAAAAACAUGCUAUAAGGGCUGGACAUCAGAAUAUAGUGGUUAUCUUCUAUCGGGUCAUAAGACUACCAGUAGUAAGGACUAUGCUUGUGUGGACGAGAAUGCCGAACCGCUCGACAAUAAAUCUAGCAACGAAAAUGGGGCUUUAUUUUAUGCAAUUAGUACCAAAUGUGGCAGUUUGAGGUGUCCUCCAUACAAGGAUGCAGUAGAGGUGCAAUGCGUUGUUUGUACAAAAUAA